AGGACGCCAUAAGGAGGAGGGUCUGGAAGCUGGAACAGGAGCGAUACGGGCGGCAGCAGCAGCUGCAGCUGCUGCAGCAGUAGGAAACGCGGAACAUCAAGGUGCACUGGUGGAUAUGGAGACAGCACGGCCAGAUGUGUGUCAGGAGUACUCUCUGGUGGAGAUGGAAAAGGCUACAGAAGAGUGGGCAGACAGGAACAGGAUUGGCAGCGGCAGCUUUGGUGACGUGUACAAGGGCGUGUCUCCGUACGAUAGCAAUCAAGCUUGGGCAGUCAAACGAGCUCGAGUGCUCACCAAUGACUUCCAGAUAGAGGUGAAAGAGAUGGCAAGCAAGCACCACCCUCAUCUCGUGCGGCUGCUGGGCUACUGUAUUGACUUCAAUCCAGCAACACGAAGGAUGGAGCAGAUCCUUGUCUAUGAGCUCAUGCAGAACAAUGAUCUCGAGAGUUGGAUUGGACCUGGUGUCUCCAAUCCGCUUUCUCUGCAGCAACGGUUGGACGUGCUGAUUGGAGUGGCUAAGGGGCUGCAGUAUUUGCAUGAGUUUGGCAUUGUGCAUCGCGACAUGAAGCCCGCCAACAUCCUCCUCGAUGCAAAGAUGCAGGCCAAGAUUGCCGACUUUGGGCUUGUGAAGUUGACUGGAGGCACCUCUAUGGGUACCACUGUGGCUGCCACUCGAGUGAUGGGAACACCAGGCUUUGUGGAUCCAGCCUACUACAAGUCGCACAAGGCCACUCCAGCUGCUGAUGUCUAUAGUUUUGGAGUGGUGAUGCUGGUGGUCAUCACAGCACGCAAGGCAGUUCAUGUGACAGAGGACACCCACACCAACCUCAGGAAAUGGGUGGCUCCGCUGGUGGAAUCCAAUACAGUAUCGGCAUUCAAGGACCCUUGGCUGGACGCACCAGAUUAUUUCGUGCUGCGCUUGGCCCGCCUUGCCCUCUCCUGCACUGCCAUGCCCACGGCCUCCCGCCCCUCCAUGAGCCAAGCACUGGUAGAUCUGGUGAAGAUGAGGGAGGAGGCUUUUGGAGCUCAGGCAAAAAGGGUUGCAUCUCGCAUUGAUGAGGAAAUCGACACCUCGUUUCAUCUGGACUUCGAUGCUGAGAUUGCUCGAGUGAAGAACAUGGGCGUAUCGGGUAGCUCAUCUGGAAGUGCGUAGUGGGGGCAUACCAUAAAUACUCGAAUGAAACACAAACGAUUAUCAGAUGUGUCUUAGAGGACACCCUGUGUGUUAUCUUAUGCACUUAUUCUCUUGUUCUUUAUGCAGAUUACCU
Molecule: messenger RNA, 1268 nt
Organism: Closterium sp. NIES-67
Lineage: Eukaryota; Viridiplantae; Streptophyta; Zygnematophyceae; Desmidiales; Closteriaceae
Source: the annotation of a GenBank genome assembly